GUACCAAGCCCAAUGUAAUACAUCUUUCCCAUACAUGAAAGUGUGAGAGAUAUUGUAUUCGCACCCGAAGUUGGCUCCGGUGCCAAAUGAGGUAUCCAGAGUGAAACAAACUAAGACGCCGAUGUCUGAAGGUUAUAGUGACGCUCGUUGGACCCCAGCUAUGCUGAGUGAGGAUGACGAUAUUCCGACCCCAACGGAGCUGACACGACCCAUUGGUAGUGAUAAGGCGAAGGCGAAGAGGGAACCAUACUCAAUGACAGUCGGACCCAAAGGGUCAAGUAUCGACGACCUCGUCUCCACCAUGGCCACCUUCAACGAAUUGCAGUUGCACAAGAUUCGAUGGAAAAGUCAAGCCCUUGACGAGGCACUUCACCUAGAGCGCGAACAUAUUAAGCACAUAGAAUAUGUGAUUCUGAUGAAAUUAUGCCCAUCACUUCGGAUUAGAGCAGAAGGAGCCAUGGUUUUCCGGUUCCCAUGGAAGAAGAAGAAGGGGAAGACCCGAACCCGGAUUUCCGACUUCGUGAAACUCCAAUUCCGCCGCAGAAAGAACGCCGCCUCGCCGCUCGUCUUCGAGACCAGUUUCCCCACCUCCCUCGUCGAUCUCAUCGUGAACUACCGCGAUAGAUUCAAGAUCCGGCCGCCGUCGCCGUCGCCUCCCCUCCGAUCAAAGAAAAAGACGCCUCAUCCUCCCCUUCUUCUUCUGACUCCGCCCCAAAUUGAAGGCCCCGUUUCAGUCUCUCCCCCAGAACCGCUGCCGCUUCCGCCUCCACCCGGCGAUCAAGAAAUCCAAUCCAGAAUCCGCAGAGGUGGACUGAAACCUAACGAAGUGUCAGUGGUCGUGUUAAAGGUUUUCCUGAUUUGUGUUCUAGCUAUGGGCACCAAGAAAUUGACAUUAGGGAUCACUAUCUCUGCAACCCUGCUAUAUUUUCUUGAGUUCCUGGUUAAUCACCUGUCCAGAUUCUUGAGAAUUCAGAGUAAUGUGAGGACUAAAAUGGUUAGGCCCGUUUUCGAAGAUCCUUCCCAGCCCGAGAAGCUCUCCCGUGUUGAAUGCGAUGGAAGAAGUAACAUAAUUCCAGAAAUUAAAAUCGACGGGAAGUCGGAGGAUAUGAUGGGGAAAGAUAGAUGUGAAAAAUCUCACAAGGUCAAGAUUUUUAGAACCAAAUUGAAGAAGAUACUCUUGCCAAAGAAGUUUAGGAAAAAACUCGAGAAACAUUGCAAGGAGCUUGGAAACGAGGGAUGGUAAACAAAAGGAGGGAGUUGAUGUGUUGACGAGAAGGGUGCGUUUUGAAACUCGAAACGAGUUAGAUGAAGCCAUAGGUCUUUCAGACAAAUUUGGUAACAGGCGAAGGCAAUGCAAUAGGAGGAGAGAAGAAUCCGAGAUACAUGGCGCUAUUUCCAAUUGCAUGCUCUUGUUCAUCUUGCGGGAGGUCGGGUCUUAGCACCCGUGUGUAUCUUGACACGGUGCGUAUUGGCGAGAUCAAGAGAAGCGCGAUAAUGAGAUCGUU
This is a messenger RNA of Cuscuta campestris, 1505 nucleotides long. Lineage: Eukaryota; Viridiplantae; Streptophyta; Magnoliopsida; Solanales; Convolvulaceae. The record is from the annotation of a GenBank genome assembly.